Messenger RNA from Zygotorulaspora mrakii, 309 nucleotides. RefSeq names its product Sus1p (gene SUS1). The transcript has 3 exons. The record is from RefSeq and is a predicted model, not a curated record. Gene Ontology annotation, cellular component: nuclear pore; DUBm complex; SAGA complex. Gene Ontology annotation, biological process: poly(A)+ mRNA export from nucleus; regulation of transcription by RNA polymerase II; positive regulation of DNA-templated transcription. Gene Ontology annotation, molecular function: chromatin binding; transcription coactivator activity. Bases 1 to 309 code for a protein of 102 amino acids. NCBI's taxonomy places the organism in Eukaryota, Fungi, Ascomycota, Saccharomycetes, Saccharomycetales, Saccharomycetaceae.
AUGAGUGAGGCCACUACCGAAAAUGGCGGAUCUUCUGAUUUGAAGGCUCAGAUUCAGCGGUACUUGGUUGCAUCUGGCAAUUAUGAAAAAAUAUCGGAUAAACUGGGCGAAAGAUUGUUGCAAGAUGGAUGGGUCGAUGAGGUCAGAAGGCUAAUAACAGCAGAAAUUCGCGCUACAAACUCGACGAAUUUUUCCCAAAUAUUAUCAAAGAUUGAACCAGAGGCCUUAGAUUUGGUUUCAACUCCCACAAAAGAAGAGGUUCUUGAGCAAAUAAGAGUAUUUCUGAAUGAAAUUGUGGGCACAGAAUAA